AUGUUUCCGGGUGUUGCUGUGGUCACUGGUGCUGGGGGAACAGGAAUCGGUGCUGCGACGGCAAAGGCUUUUGCUGCUGCUGGAUGUGAGAGGAUCGCGAUUACAGACCUGAAUGAAGAUUCCUUGCGGCAAACAGCGGAGACCAUCGAGUCAACCUACCCUAACACCAAGCUUCUGGUCAAAGCGGGUAACGUUGCAGACAACCAUUUUGCAGACACAUUCAUUCAAGAGGUGGUCACAUUAUUUGGUCGAGUAGACUAUGCUGUAAACUGUGCAGGGGUACUUGGGAAACCCUUGCGAUCCGCGGAGACCAGUCUUGAGGAAUUUGACCGCGUAAACAAUAUCAACUAUCGAGGCUGUUGGCUUUCAUCGCGAGCCGAGCUCAGGCAGAUGAGUUCGCAGGAUGGCCUCCCUAGUCAUGACCCGGCCCGACCACCACAAAGGGGCUCUGUGGUCAAUGUUGCCAGUCAACUGGGGAUUGUCAGUCGCCCCGGUGCUCCUGCGUACUGUGGAUCAAAAUCGGCUGUUAUUGGUUUGACACGCGCCGAUGCAAUCGAUUAUUCAAAAGAUAAUAUCAGAGUCAACUGCGUCUGUCCUGGUGUCAUUGAGACUCCGUUGGUGAUGGAGAAACCCGAGGUUCGUGCGGCUAUCAUGCCGGCGGUGGAAACUGCGCCGAUGAAGAGAAUGGGGCAGCCUGCAGAAGUCGCCGACGCUAUCCUGUUCCUGUGCUCUACUCAGGCAUCAUUUGUACAGGGUCAUGCUAUGGUGGUAGAUGGCGGAUAUGUCACUGUCUAA
Messenger RNA from Penicillium salamii, 795 nucleotides. The record is from the annotation of a GenBank genome assembly. NCBI's taxonomy places the organism in Eukaryota, Fungi, Ascomycota, Eurotiomycetes, Eurotiales, Aspergillaceae.